AUGACCAAUCGAUGCGAGGGGGUCGAUUUCAGCAGUGAUGACAUUCCAUGGGCGUACUGUCCGUCAUUCCCAGCGGCAGUUUUGUUCGCAGCCCUGUUCUUCCUCCUUACCGUGACACAUGCCGCCCAAGCAUUCCUUUUCCGAAAGCGGUUGCGGUCCCUAGGGCCUUAUAUCCCAGCUCAAAUCUUGAUCAUUCUAGCGCCGUUGUGGCUCAAUGCGUUUAUUUAUAUGGUGCUCGGCCGCAUGAUAUAUUUCUUCCUGCCAGAGCAAAAGUGCUUUGGUAUCUCGGCGAAAAGGCUUACCUUGAUAUUCGUCAUCCUUGAUGUUACGGCUUUUCUGGUCCAAGGCAGCGCCAGCAGUUUGCUCUCGUCGGACGACCCAAACACCAUGAACAUUGGGAAAAAUUUAUACAUGGGCGGCAUCGGUGUCCAAGAAUUCUUCAUCCUCGUAUUCGUUGGCCUGGCGAUUCGCUUCCACUAUAAAAUGACAUAUGUCGAAGCCAUCCAUCCACCGUCCUACCCAUGGCGGCCCCUUCUCUACUGUGUAUAUGCCGGCCUGGCCCUGAUUACGAUCCGCAUCAUCUAUCGACUUUGCGAAUACGCCCAGGGCGUCCAUACCCCACUCGCCAAAAACGAAGCUGCAUUCUACGUCCUCGAUGCAACCACCAUGGUCAUCGCAUUGUUUCUUUUCAACAUCGUCCACCCCGGCCGUUUCCUCGUUGGCCCGGAAAGCGAGUUUCCGAAAAAGGAAAAGAAAGAUAAGAAGAAGGAGAAGGAGGAGAAAAAGGCUCUACGAGAAGCAGAGCGGUCGAAGAAGAGAAAAAGGUCGUGGAGGAGGAGAAAGGAGGGCGAUCUAGAGGCGGAUGGUGAUGAGACGUCGUCACGCGAACUCGGGAAUCAGGAGUUUUCGGAUAACGCACAACCAGGCCUCUUACCUGAACACGGCGGUGGCUAUCAUUGA
Messenger RNA from Uncinocarpus reesii 1704, 960 nucleotides. RefSeq lists its product as uncharacterized. Bases 1 to 960 code for a protein of 319 amino acids. The transcript is spliced from 3 exons. NCBI's taxonomy places the organism in Eukaryota, Fungi, Ascomycota, Eurotiomycetes, Onygenales, Onygenaceae. Gene Ontology annotation, cellular component: membrane. The record is from RefSeq and is a predicted model, not a curated record.